GGCAAGGGCAGAGAAACACAGACAGACCAAUUUCUUCACAAGGAAUGGCCGCUGUUUACAACAAGGAGCUCUUGGGUUGGUAUUUAAUCACUCUCAAGAUCCGAGAAACUGUGGAAUCUCGACUCCCCAAGAAAUCAACCUAUGGGGGCAACAUCGUCCCCGACUAUGAGCCGAGGCCUCCCGAGUCCGAGUGGGUCGUCUCCAUCGAUGAGAAGCUCGACCAAGGUCGCCAGGAAAACUUGCCAGGCUCGUGGGCAAAUCUCUCCAUUUACCGGUUUCCGCACUAUCUCAAGGAUGGCGAUGACAAAGACUGGGUCCCCCAGAUCGUCUCCCUCGGGCCGUACCACCACGGUAAAGAUCACCUCCGCCAUAUGGAGCGGCACAAGUGGCGCUGCCUCCACCGCAUCCUCGAGCGCUCCCAUCAGGCAAUAGGCCGCUAUCUAGAAUCGGUGAAGAAGGUGGAGGGCAGAGCUCGCGCCUUCUACGAGGGAACGAUAACCAUGAGCUCCGAUGAGUUCGUGGAGAUGAUGGUUCUUGACGGGUGCUUUGUGAUCGAGAUGCUCCGAGGAUUCGCCGAGGGGUUCGAGGAACUCGGCUACCCUCGCAAUGACCCUGUCUUCUCAAUUCGGCGAUCGAUGCUUGAGAUCCAGCGGGACAUGAUCAUGCUCGAGAAUCAGAUCCCGCUCUUCAUACUCGAUCGGCUGCUCGGCCUCCAGCUUGGCGGCCCCAACCAGAAGGGGCGCAUGGCCAAGCUGGCGAUCCAGUUCUUAGACCCUCUGCUGCCGGUUGGACACUUUGACCCGUGCAGCUGCACAAGAUCGUACUACGAGCUUAGCAGCCGAAGAUUGUACUUCGACCCGUUAUGCAACCAUGGCAGGGUCCAUUGCCUCGAAGUGUUCCGGCGGAGCCUCCUGCAAUUAGGCCCGAAGCGGUCCAAGACCAAUGAAUUGUCGCAGAGCCGGCAACAGCUCACUUUGCUAUUGAACGAGCUCCAGGAAGCCGGGAUCGAGAUCAGGUCGGCACGUCAUCGCAGUUGGUCCAAGACCAAGGAAUGGUUGCAGAGCCGGCAACAGCUCACUUUCUGCUUGACCGAGCUCCGGGAAGAGGGGAUCGAGAUCAGGUCGGCAUUUCAUUGCAGUUGGUGGGACGUCCAGUUCAAGGACGGGAUCCUCCGGAUCCCCCCGCUUGAGAUCCACGAAGGGACGAGGUCGCUCUUCCUCAACUUGAUAGCCUUCGAGCAGUCUCAAUUCGAUUGCAGCAACUGCGUCACCUCGUACGUAAUCUUCAUGCACAACUUGAUCAACUCCCCCGAGGACGUCCGGUACCUCCGUAACCAUGGUAUCAUCAAGCACUGCCUUGGGAGUGACGCCAAGGUCGCUGACCUCUUCAACCGGCUUUGCCAGGAGGUGGCGUUUGACAUCGAAGACAGUUAUCUCCAAGAUCUGUCUUGGGAUGUGACAGAUUACUACGACCGGGGAUUCCUUCCUUUGGCUGGAGAACCUAGAGGCACAGGAAGUGAGAUCGCAAUGUUUUGCAAGUUCGGUUUCCGUUUUCUCGCCCAUCAGCUCGCCCGCAAAGUGGAAUUCCUGGAGAGCCAUUCUCAAGAACAAGGGGUGGCCUUCGACAUCAUAGAUUGUUAUCUCUUUCAUCUGUAUCUGGAUUUGGACAUGUAUUGCCUCCUUAAAGAGAUGUCCUUCAAGGCCGCUCUCGCGAAAAAGUGGAAUUCUUGGAGAGCCAUUCUCAAGAACAAGUACUUCGACAAUCCUUGGUCAAUCAUUUCCUUCAUUGCUGCCUUCGUUUUGCUUGUGCUCACUUUCAUACAGGCCCUCUAUGCCGUCUAUGGCUACUACGGGCCGCGUUCUUAAUUCCUCAUGUAAUGGUGGAAAUUAUCUGAUACGUAAUGUCGAACUGGAU
Messenger RNA from Syzygium oleosum, 1914 nucleotides. Its product is annotated as UPF0481 protein At3g47200-like. The transcript has 2 exons. NCBI's taxonomy places the organism in Eukaryota, Viridiplantae, Streptophyta, Magnoliopsida, Myrtales, Myrtaceae. The record is from RefSeq and is a predicted model, not a curated record. The coding region runs from base 45 to 1865 and encodes 606 amino acids.